AUGGUAACUUACUUGCCCAUUUCAUCGCCCUUUAUCAGGUUCGCUGGCCGUUAUGUCGAUCAAGCCUUCGGUGUGGCCGCUGGUUACAACUUCUUUAUCUUUGAGGCUGUCAUGGUUCCUUUCGAGAUUACGGCUUGUAAUAUGAUUCUCAACUACUGGACUGAUGCAGUUCCAGUUGCCGGGGUUGUCGUCAUUGUACUAGCACUCUACGUACUAUUGAACCUCUUUGCCGUCGAAUGGUAUGGCGAGUCCGAAUUCUGGCUGUCUCUAAGCAAAGUCUUACUCAGCGUGGGAUUGAUAUUCUUCACAUUCAUUGUGAUGGUUGGAGGCAAUCCGCUCGGCGACCGGCUCGGCUUUCGCUACUGGAGAAAUCCUGGAGCUUUCGCAGAGUAUUAUAAGACCGACGGUCUUGGCCGGUGGCUCGGCUUUUUGGCUUGCUUAAUUCAGGCCAGCUUCACCAUUGCUGGACCAGAGUACGUCUCUAUGGCUGCGGGGGAGGCCGUCAAUCCUCGCAGAGUUCUACCAAAGGCUUUCAACGGUGUAUUUCUACGUCUCACUGCAUUCUUCGUCUUGGGUGUGUUCUGCAUUGGCAUCUUGAUUCCCUACAACGACCCCGAAAUGGCCGCAGCGUUCGAACAGGAUUUACCUGGUGCUGCCUCAUCGCCUUAUGUGAUUGCGAUGGAUCGGCUACACAUCCCCGUGCUGUCACACAUUGUCAAUGCCAUGAUUCUCCUUGCUUCAUUCAGUGCGGGUAACAGCUAUGUCUACUGUGCUAGUCGAAGCCUUUACGGACUUGCGCUUGAUGGCAAGGCGCCACGCAUAUUCGCCAGGUGCACUAAGAAAGGUGUACCAAUCUACUGCGUGCUGGUCGUUCUUCUCAUUGCCCUUCUUGCAUUCUUGCAGGUCUCUAAUGGUUCAGCAGUCGUACUUAAUUGGUUUGUUAGUCUGAUGACUGCCUCCCAACUUAUCAAUUUCUCAGUCAUCACCUUCACAUACACUCGGUUCAGGAAGGCUCUGAUUGCACAGGGUGUGGACCGACAAACUCUCCUCUACCGCAGCUGGGGCCAACCGUAUGUUGCCUACAUAGCUUUGGUCUCCACGUUCAUUAUGACCUUCGUUGGUGGGUAUACGGUAUUCCUUCCCGGUAACUGGGACGUACCGACAUUCUUGUUCUCGUACACGAUGAUUGCAGUGUUUCCAGUCAUUUAUGUCAGCUACAAACUACUUUGCCGGACGAAGUAUCUGAAGCCCUACGAGGUCGAUAUACUUACUGGGGUGGACGACAUAGAUGAAUAUACGAAGAACUACGUUGAAGUACAAUCGCGCAACCAUCUUUCCCGAUUGGGCGACUGGCUAUUUGGCUGA
Aspergillus saccharolyticus JOP 1030-1 is the source of this 1365-nucleotide messenger RNA. Its product is annotated as putative general amino acid permease (Agp2). Gene Ontology annotation, molecular function: amino acid transmembrane transporter activity. Gene Ontology annotation, biological process: amino acid transmembrane transport. Gene Ontology annotation, cellular component: membrane. The coding region runs from base 1 to 1365 and encodes 454 amino acids. The transcript is spliced from 4 exons. NCBI's taxonomy places the organism in Eukaryota, Fungi, Ascomycota, Eurotiomycetes, Eurotiales, Aspergillaceae. The record is from RefSeq and is a predicted model, not a curated record.